AUGUGGUUGGAUGUUCAACUCGAGAAUGCUUGUUUUGUCGGUCGCCGAGUCACAGCUGGACACAAGCAAUCGCGUUGUGUCGAGGUGCAACUCGUUGCUCGAAUGGAGGCGAAAGAGGUGGAAUGGAAGAAAGAAAGUCAACGAUUGCACGAACACAUCAAUGAACUCAUUCGGUCCAAACUAGACCUGGCUGAUCAGGUAAAAUUUGCCAAUCAAUCUGCGGCCAACGCGUCGAAUAAGACCGGAGCCGCGGUUCGAUUGGGCUCAUCCGCUGCUCCGACGCUGGGCCUCGUUGUUGGUUUGACUGGUGAGGGAGAUACCCAAUUGCAUCCACCUCAUGAAAAUAUGUACGAUGCCACAAGUAGUGGAUUCGGUUUCGACGAGAUGCCUUCGUCGGAUGCUGAAGGUGUUCCGUUGGAUGAAGAAAUUCCAGCCGGCAUGCGAAGGGAAAUCGAUAUAUUGAUUCGUGAAAACAUGGAGCUUGUUGAAACCAAGAACGCCUUAAAUGUUGUCAAAGAUGAUUUGAUAACCAAACUGGACUCAGUCAAUCUUGAUAUUCCCGUUCAAGAUAACCAUCCGAAUUGUCUGUUUGCUUUCCUGCGUCACGAUAGUGAGAACGCUUCGCUUCGCGAGUCCGUUGCUCAUCUGACUCAAAGUCGUGCAACACUGCAAUCGGAGUUGGCGUCCACUGAUCAACUAUUGAACGAUACCCGCCACGAAUUGGAGGAAUUGCGUGAUCGACUGACCGCUUCCUCGCAUCGUUUCGAAUCCACUGUACCCGAAUCGGGCUCCGGUUCUAUGCACCGGAAACGUUUCACUCGUGCCGAAAUGGCCCGUGUACUGUCCGAACGGAAUCAGUACAAGGAACGGUUGAUGGAAUUGCAAGAAGCUGUUCACCUAACCGAAGCUUUACGCGCCGGUCAGAAAGGACAUCCGGAAUUGCUUUUGGGUCUCAGUGCCGCUGCUGGUGGACCAAGUCUGGUCGGUUCUGGUCUGACAAGCCACCAAGCACCUACCGCAUCUAAUCGACCACUGCAAACAUUACAGAACUUGUGA
Molecule: messenger RNA, 1056 nt
Organism: Echinostoma caproni
Lineage: Eukaryota; Metazoa; Platyhelminthes; Trematoda; Plagiorchiida; Echinostomatidae
Source: the annotation of a GenBank genome assembly